AUGUCAGCAUCAGAGAAUCGUCGAGAGAAGUUUACCGGCUUGACUCUUGACGACGUAUUAGCCAAAAGGAGAUUAGACAAUCCGGCAACAACACCUAACCAACCACCUCCAUCAAAGAGUCGAACCUUAUUCGACAUUAUCAGAGAAGACGAUACCAACAGAAAAAACCGUAGAUCUUGGAAAUCCUUCAAGGAAAAGCUUCGACUCAAGCGCGCUGGAUCUGCUUAG
This is a messenger RNA of Lathyrus sativus (Indian pea), 228 nucleotides long. NCBI's taxonomy places the organism in Eukaryota, Viridiplantae, Streptophyta, Magnoliopsida, Fabales, Fabaceae. The record is from the annotation of a GenBank genome assembly.